GUUGUGCGGAGCAGCUCUCAAAAACAUCAUCAACCUGACUUACUAGUGAGAGAUAAGAAGAAGAAGCGCUUGUGAACUCCAGCAUCGCAAGAUCGCCGGGACAUCGCGGAGACGUCGCCGGGACAUCAGUCAUAUUUAUUUAUAUUUAGGGGAAUGAUGAUGAUGAUGAUGAUGGUGGUGUUGUGAGUCGCCACACCCUGCGCGCGCAGCUCUGACUCACGAGGACACACACUGUCAUCCUGCGCACAUCCAUCCGUCCUCACACACACGGAGUAGCCCAUAAGACUGCAACCAUGGGAGAAUCAGAAACGCGUCAGAGGCUGCUGCGCAACGUCAAGAAGGAGGUCAAGCAGAUCAUGGAGGAGGCCGUGACACGCAAGUUUGUGCAUGAAGACAGCAGUCACAUCAUCUCUUUCUGCGGGGUUGUGGAAGCGUGUGUUCUUCAUGGGCUGAAGCGACGGGCCGCUGGAUUCCUGCGCAGCAACAAACUGGCGGCUCUGUUUAUGAAGGUGGGCAAGAUGUUCCCUCCAGCAGAGGAUCUCUGCCGAAAGGUGCAGGAGCUGGAACAAAUCAUUGAAAACAAACAAAACCAGAGCCAGAUGAGUCAGGAGAGUGUCCGAAAGCAGCCCAGGCCGCCAAACCUGUCUCCUCUGGCCAUCAAACACCUCUGGAUCCGCACUGCGCUCACACAGAAGCUGCUGGACAAGAUCGUCCUGUACCUGGUGGAGAACAGCAGUAAGUUUUACGAAAGGGAAGCUCUUCUGCGAGAUCCCGUUGACGGCCCAAUCCUCGCAUCUCUGCUAGUGGGUCCCUGCGCACUGGAGUACACCAAAGCAAAGACAGCCAAUCACUUCUGGACGGAUCCGUCAGCUGAUGAGCUGGUGCAGAGACACCGCAUUCACAGCGGACACUGCCGGCAGGACUCGCCCACUAAACGUCCGGCUCUCAUUCAGAAGAGGCAGUCGAGCGGCAGUAUGGAUGACAGGCCUUCUCUCUGGGCUCGGGAUUACGUCGAAUCCCUUCAUCAAAACUCCAGAGCCACGCUGCUCUUCGGGAAGAACAAUGUCCUCGUGCAGCCGACAGACGACAUGGAAGCAAUCCCAGGAUACCUUUCUCUACACCAGACGGCAGAUCUCAUGACGCUGAAAUGGACGCCGAACCAGCUGAUGAACGGAAACACAGAGUUUGAUUAUGAAAAGAGUGUUUAUUGGGAUUUCGCGAUGACCAUCCGUCUAGAGGAAAUCGUUUAUCUGCACUGCCAUCAGCAAGUGGACAGUGGUGGUACUGUGGUUUUGGUCAGUCAAGACGGGAUCCAAAGGCCUCCGUUUCGGUUCCCAAAAGGAGGACACCUGCUCCAGUUCCUCACCUGUCUGGAAACAGGUCUCCUUCCUCAUGGGCAGCUGGAUCCUCCUCUGUGGUCUCAAAGAGGAAAGGGAAAAGUCUUUCCAAAACUGCGCAAAAGGAGUCCGCAUGGAUCCUGCGAGUCUUUCUCUGACAAAGAUGAAGAUGAGGCCACUGAUUAUGUGUUCCGGAUUAUAUACCCAGGCAGUCAAGAGUUCGUGGCUCCAGAACUGAUCGAGCAGGCUGUCAAUAUGUGGCAGCCGACGCCCAGGAAGUCGUCUUGUUCUUCCUGUUCGCAGAACGGCUCAUCGGACGGCGGGCUUCCCAACGGAUGCAACCAUGACAGGGCGCCGCUCAAGUUACUCUGCGAGACCAUGAAGCACCAGAUCAUUUCCCGCGCUUUCUACGGCUGGUUGGCGUAUUGCCGUCAUCUUUCCACUGUCCGCACGCACCUCUCGGCUUUGGUAAAUGCCACUAUUGUUGAGCCUGACAUCCCAUAUGAUGCCAAAGGCGGACUGUCGGCAGACGUGUGGAAGUCAUUUCUACAGGACUGCUCAGCGUACGAGGAGGAGGAGCUGCUGCGGCUGGUGUAUUACGGUGGUGUGGAGCCGUCUCUGCGGAAAGAGGUGUGGCCUUUCCUGUUAGGACACUACCACUUCACCAUGAGCCCAGAAGAACGCAAAGAGGUGGACGAGCAGAUUCGAGCGUGCUAUGAGCAGACCAUGAGCGAGUGGCUGGGAUGUGAAGCUAUCGUGCGCCAGCGGGAGAAGGAGCAGCACGCCGCCGCUCUGGCCAAAUGUGUGUCUGGUGCCAGUGUGGACCGAGGGUCACGCCAGGACUCCACCAUCAGCACGGAUUCAUCUCAGAGCAGCAACUCAGAUAAACAGAGUCACGCAGGAUCACACAGCGACUCCAACAGCAGCACUCAGGUGUUUGGCUCGGUAGAUGAAGUGGAUCCCAUCGAAUCUGAGCCCAAACCAAAAGACGAGAAGCCGCAGCCCAAAAUCCCCAACGGCGCUCUGCCGAACUGCACUAGCUCUCCAGACUCCGGACACCCAUCAUCCCGCAACUUCUCCGUGACCUCAGCGAUGUCCGACUGCUCUCCCAGCGCAGAGGAGACUUCAACACAAGAGUCAAAAGGAAAUCAGCCUGACAUAGAGGAGAAACCCAAAGAGGAGCAACCAGAAAACAGCUCGACCACUCAGGAUACAGACAAAGCUGCCAUUACUACUCAAAACGAGAGCAAACUGCAGACUUCUGAAACGUCUAGGGCUGAAACGGAUCAGAUCAAAGAUGCAAUCUCAAAAAAUCCAACCAAUCUGUCUGAACCUAAAGAAGAUGAAGUGAAUCCUGGUGCUGAAGCAGAUGCAAGAAAGUCUGAAGUAAAUAAGUGUGAAGUUCAGCCAUUAAAAGAUCCCGCUGAGGAAAGCCGAUCAUCAGAAUCAAAGCAGGCUGAAGAUGCAGAUCCGGUGUCUUUAUCAAUUGUGGAUGAAGACACAAAAUCAAACACGGAGCAAGAAAUUGGUCUAAAAGUAAAUGAGGACUCCAAAUCUCAACAAUCUGCUCCAGAAUCAACACCAGAAGAUGUGAAUAUCUCUCAAAAUCUCUCUUCUGAAUCAAAAACAGGGCAAGAAACUGGUCUAAAAGUGAAUGAAGACCCCAAAUGUCAACAAUCUACUCCAGAAUCAACAUCAGACUGCAUGAAAACCUCUCAAAGUCUCUCAUCUGAAUCAAACAUGGAGCAAAAAGCGAAUGAAGACUCCAAAUCUCAACAAUCUGCUCCAGAAUCAAAAUCAGAUGACGUGAAAACCUCUCAAAAUCUCUCAUCUGGAUCAAACACAAAGCAAGAAACAAGUUUAAAAGUGAGCGAAGACUCCAAUUGUCAACCAUCUGCUCCAGAAUCAACAUCGGAAGCCAUGAAAACCUCCCAAAAUCUUUCAUCUGAAUCAAACACGGAGCAAGAAACAGGUCUAAAAGUCAACGAAGACUCCAAAUGUCAACCAUCUGCUCCAGAAUCAACAUCGGAAGCCAUGAAAACCUCCCAAAAUCUUUCAUCUGAAUCAAACACGGAGCAAGAAACAGGUCUAAAAGUCAACGAAGACUCCAAAUGUCAACCAUCUGCUCCAGAAUCAACACCUGAACACAUGAAAACCUCCCAAAAUCUCUCAUCUGAAUCAAACACGGAGCAAGAAACAGGUCUAAAAGUCAACAAAGACUCAAAAUCUGAACAAUCUGCUCCAAAAUCAACACCUGAACACAUGAAAACCUGCCUAAAUCUCUCAUCUGAAUUAAACAUGGAGCAAGCAACAGGUCUAAAAGUCAACAAAGACUCCAAAUGUCAACCAUCUGCUCCAGAAUCAACACUAGACGACAUGAAAACCUCCCAAAAUCUUUCAUCUGGACCACAGAAUGUGCCUCAAACCGCACCACAAACCAUCAGCUGGGACUCCGAACACAACCGAGCCAGAUCAAUAAUCAAACAGAUGACAGAAUCGGAGUCUGAGAGCUGCGGGCCGCUCACAUCCCUGUCCAAACCGUCUCCGGACAUGUCCGACGACUCUCCGUCGGCUCUGGAGAUGGAGGAGAUCCCUUCAUCUGUGGUGUACAUGUCCUCUGAGAGCUCCAUGUGCAGGACGCCUCUGACUCUGGCCCGUCCUGUGGCUCCAUGCAUCGCCGCCGGGGAGAAAUCGCCCAUGGGAAUGCCUGCUCUGGAGCUCUGCAUGGAGCCAGGCGUCAACACCACCCCAGAGGGAACCGAUUCUGCGCUCUCUGAGGAGGAACCCGAGAUGGACAACUUAUUCCCCAAACCAGACUCUCUAGCGGUCACCGGAGACAAGAACGACAUCGCCUCACCAGUGUCCUCAAUCGGGACCACCUACUCGCAGGAGCUGGUGGACCUCUACACACUCAAUCUACACCGCAUCGACAAAGACGUCCAGCGAUGUGACAGAAACUACUGGUAUUUCACCCCAGCCAACCUGGAGAAACUGCGCAACAUCAUGUGCAGUUAUGUGUGGCAGCACCUCGACAUCGGAUACGUCCAGGGAAUGUGUGACUUACUAGCGCCCCUGCUGGUCAUCCUGGAUGAUGAGGCCAUGGCCUUCAGCUGCUUCACAGAGCUCAUGAAGCGCAUGAACCAGAACUUCCCUCACGGAGGAGCCAUGGACACACACUUCGCCAACAUGCGUUCCCUCAUCCAGAUCCUGGACUCGGAGCUGUUCGAGCUGAUGCAGCAGAAUGGAGACUACACACACUUCUACUUCUGCUACCGCUGGUUCCUGCUGGAUUUCAAGAGAGAAAUGGUGUAUGAUGACGUGUUCUCCGUGUGGGAGACCAUCUGGGCAGCACGUUACGCCUCGUCUGAGCAUUUCGUCCUCUUCAUCGCGCUGGCCUUGGUGGAGCUGUACCGAGACAUCAUCCUGGAGAACAACAUGGACUUCACAGACAUCAUCAAGUUCUUUAACGAAAUGGCUGAACGUCAUGAUGUCCCAAAAUUGCUGGUUAUGGCCCGGGACCUGGUGCACAAAGUCCAGAUCCUGAUCGAGAACAAGUGAAUCCUCCUCCAUUAUCAACAUGAAGAUGCUCUGUGUGUCUGUUUAUGGCCCGAACCCUCAGCCGAAGUAAAUGCCAAACCAGUGUUGUUCCUUCUGAUCUAACAUUCCCAGAUUUCAAUACUAAUAUGUAGAGUAUGAACAUUGAAAUUUGGCUGUUUUUUUAUUUUGACUAGCCAAACGACAAUAUGAUUGGAUGCCUUUAUAUAACAUUUAUUUUGUCUGGUCAGUAUUAACAUGUGGAUGGACUUAAAGGGGACCUAUUAUGUCAAC
This is a messenger RNA of Danio rerio (zebrafish), 5165 nucleotides long. Lineage: Eukaryota; Metazoa; Chordata; Actinopteri; Cypriniformes; Danionidae. The record is from RefSeq and is a predicted model, not a curated record.